Penicillium concentricum is the source of this 1773-nucleotide messenger RNA. RefSeq lists its product as uncharacterized. The transcript has 6 exons. The record is from RefSeq and is a predicted model, not a curated record. Bases 1 to 1773 code for a protein of 590 amino acids. NCBI's taxonomy places the organism in Eukaryota, Fungi, Ascomycota, Eurotiomycetes, Eurotiales, Aspergillaceae.
AUGAGCUCUCAGCUGAAAUUUCCCUUAUUUGGGAACUGCUCAAUCGGUAUCCCAACCAGCGAAGAGUUCGAUAAAAUAUCACAAUAUCUACCGCUCUUGAAGGCCUUUGAGGCAUCGCUCAAGACUCGGGUGAAAGAGAUGUGGGACUUCAGCACUGCCUUUGAGGAACUGGUCAAACAAGAUACUAUGGUUUGGAAGAGUCUUGGGAGAAUCUACGUCGCCCCCACCGAGACUUCAUUCACAAGGUCCGGGAAAAUAUGUCGGCGGCUGUGGAAAUUUGCUUUGGAGAAGAAGUUUUCAAAGAGAUACGCAAAACUGCUCGUCUGUUCUAUGAAAAGAUUCAUCAUUCAAGCCUACCACCCUCAGUUUCUCUCCAGACCUGGACGCUUCGCUAAGACGAGUUCUGAGUUCUUUGAGACUUACGGAAGACCACAGGAUUUGGCGAUUUUGAUGGCUACCCAGCUUGCUGGGCUACAGCAUAUCAUCAAGACCAGGCUUAAUUUUUUUGCAAGUCAUUUUGUCCGAGGCAAAUAUUCUCGGCUGAGUGCUAGCCAGGACUUGGAAAGGCAGGAGCAUUUACGAGAAGCUCUAGGGGCCUUCCAGGUGGCAUUUCCGAAAAAGUUCGAGUUCGAGCUCAGGGAAGCUCGCAGAAAGGAAGAGAAGGGUCUAUUAGAAGGACUCAAAGAUAUCCCCUCUAGAUCUGUAGUUCCUAUGUACACACACCCGAAUGGCCCCAUUUCUGAGCAAGAACAGAUAUUUCGUCUGGAUGCAAGAAAUAACGAUCUACUUUCUACCAUUGCAUCUUUUGAGAAAGUUAUCAAAGAAAUGAAUCUUUUUCACAAUGAGGAGAGCGAUGAUUAUGUCGAGUCUGAGAUUUUCGACUUUGGGGAUAUUCCGACUCCACUUCGAUCAUGGCUCCGGUCCCAGGAUGGGCUUAAGAUUCAUAGUGCGCCAAUAACAAAUCGUGAGACACUGGAAUUGGCAUUUUCCCUUCUUGGCAAAGGCCGCGUAUCGAACCUCGAUCAACUCUCGACUGAAUAUCUCGCCCGCAUGGUCGGAACCAUUUCCAUCCGGAAGAUCACCCGAACUCAAUCAGGAUUCAAGCAAGGCAAAGCGAUCCCGGGAGAGCCGGGGAAAUCAAUACAUCUAAGGUGCAGGGGUUGCCAAAGGCCCGUUUUGGACGACGCUUUCCCUUUCUUUGUUGCGGAACUGCCAAAUUGUUAUAUUAUCGAGGUUGUUCGAAGUGCCCAGAAUGGUGGUAAUGGCUGUGGGCAAAACGGCUGCAAAGGAAAGCCAGGUCUGGUCCCUGCCAACCACGCAGUGCAGAACCAUACUCGUAUGGAAACUAGGGCCAUUUCCCAGACUAAACGCCGCAAAGCAAAUUGGAAGGCCCCCCUAUGCCGCACGGGCAAGGACCUGGAGGGCUGUGCUGAGAUUGUUCGCGUACGCUGCAGGGGUUCUGGUCAAGAGUGGACAAUUCACUCACCCGCUCGCCUCGUUCAACCUCGGCUCAAAUGUGAUUGCGACGGGAAAGAUAAAGAUCAUUACUUCGAGCCUGUGGACAAGAAAAUUGACAUGAUUUCUCUCACAAAUUUGCGGAAAAUCCAUCAGGGCUUUCUGAACGCACACUGCGACUUGGCCGAUUACCCUAAGCUUCCCGGCAUAAUCUUCGACCUCGAGCCAAACGGAGACCCCAAGAAAAAGCCUAGGACGUAUCGAGAAAGAUUCGAAUACCUGAAGAAUGCCAAAAUGGCUUUAACUGGCUCGAAUUAA